Canis lupus familiaris (dog) is the source of this 2602-nucleotide messenger RNA. RefSeq names its product tubulin tyrosine ligase like 10 (gene TTLL10). The record is from RefSeq and is a predicted model, not a curated record. Bases 23 to 2404 code for a protein of 793 amino acids. NCBI's taxonomy places the organism in Eukaryota, Metazoa, Chordata, Mammalia, Carnivora, Canidae. The transcript has 16 exons. Gene Ontology annotation, biological process: protein modification process.
UCGGCAGUGAGCAGGCACCUGCAUGGGGCGGGGUGAGGCCCUACAUGUAAGGCGAGCCUGGGGCCACCGUCUCUUCCCUGCCCUGCCCUUCACAGCUGCAGAAGGACCCGCCACAGCCUCCAUUGUUCCCCGUCGCUCUCCAAACUUCCCUGAAAGACCAGGCCAGCUGUCCACCUGCACACGUGUAAACCUAAGAGUUCCCUUUGUGAGGAGCCUGAGCUGCGGGAGGCAGGAAGCUGGUCUUUUCCAGGAGGCCGGCAGUCCUCGCCCGCCUCCAAGCCGCUCCGAGUUUGGAUCUUGGUUGGGGGCAGGUUGGGCAGAAGCCAAACCUGGGCACCCAGGCGGUUCACCACGGGCUGACAGCCCCCUGCCCAGCUCCCCUCAGAGCCUGGCCUCCUGUGCCUGCCCUGCUCCCCUCACCUCUGGGCCACAGGGUUGCUGUUGCCCAGAGACUGUUGCCAGGCCACCACUGUUGUUCCCCCGGCAGAGGACUCACACCACUUUGCUGGGCAGGUUCACCGGGGUCUUCCUUUCAUCACACCAGGGUGCUGCUUCCUGCCGGUCUUUUUACCUCACCAGCCGGCACCACCGAGGCCAAGCAUGGCAAAGCCAGACAGACGGUCCCUGCAGAGAAAGCCUCGCCUGGGAUAAACAGGAUGUACAGAUGGCCCUGCCUCCACAGGGCACCAGGCACCACAGUCACCACAGAGACAGGAGCCCGCCGCAAGCUGAAGCCCACGUCCAGGACGCCAGGAGGCACUCCUCCCCAGGGCUAGGACCACAGAUGGCCCAGAGGCCCCACAGACGGGUUGGGGUGGUGUCCUCCCAGAGGUGCCCUUGCCCCGGGGUUUCCAUGCCUGCAGCCCACAGCCAUAGCCGCUUCAUCCACCGUCGGGGGCCACCCACUCGGACCCAUGUUAGUGGGAAGAGAGGCAAGCGGUCCAGGAUGGCGGGGGUCCGGCAGAGCCACCCCCGAGGGCCAGGCUGGGCCCAUGAGAGACCAAUGAGGAGCAUCCAAGAGGAGCAGCUCCUACACUCGCUGAGCCAGCUGGGACAAGAUGCAGACCUCCUGGAUGACACUGAUGUUGCCAGGCCUCGGACCACUCUCCUGGAGAGACACCUGUUGGAGGGGGAGAAGCAGCCACACAGCACUGGGCAGGGGCCCUACUUCUACAUUGGAGGGACCAAUGGGGCCUCCAUAAUCAGCUCCUACUGCAAGAGCAAGGGCUGGCAGCGCAUCCAGGACAGCCGGCGAGAGGACUAUAAGCUGAAGUGGUGUGAGGUCAAGUGCAGAGACAACUACUACAGCUUCCGGGAAGGUGAGCAGCUGCUGUACCAGAUUCCGAACAACAAGCUCCUCACCACCAAGAUCGGGCUGCUCAGUGCCCUGAGGGAAUACUCAAGGGUUGUGAACAAGAUCCACAAGACAUCACUAUGUGCCCAGGCCAAGGUCCUGAAAAUGGAAGAAUUUUUCCCAGAGACCUACCGUCUGGACAUCAGGGAUGACAGAGAGGCUUUUUUCACCCUCUUUGAUGAAAAUCAGAUAUGGAUCUGCAAGCCCACUGCCUCCAACCAGGGCAAAGGCAUCUUUCUGCUCCGGAACCAGGAGGAGGUCGCUGCUCUGCAAGUCAAGGCCCAGAGCAUCGAGGACGACCCCAUCUACCGCAAGAUGCCAUUCAGGGCGCCUCAGGCGCGGGUCGUGCAAAGGUACAUCCAGAAUCCACUGCUACUGGAUGGGAAGAAGUUUGAUGUGCGCUCCUACCUGCUCAUUGCCUGCGCCAUGCCCUACAUGGUCUUCUUUGGCCAUGGCUACGCCCGCCUCACCCUCAGCCUUUAUGACCCCCACUCCAGCGAUCUCAGUGGCCACCUGACUAACCAGUUUAUGCAGAAGAAGAGCCCCCUGUACGUGCUGCUCAAAGAGGACACAGUGUGGAGCAUGGACCGCCUCAACCGCCACAUCAAUGACAAGUUUAGGAAGACCAAGGGGCUCCCCAGAGACUGGGUCUUCACCACCUUCACGAAGCGGAUGCAGCAGAUCAUGGCCCACUGCUUCCAGGCUGUCAAGGCCAAGCUCCACUGCAAGCUGGGUUACUUCGACCUCAUUGGCUGUGACUUCUUGAUUGAUGAGAACUUCAAGGUGUGGCUGCUGGAGAUGAACUCCAACCCCGCUCUGCACACCAACUGUGAAGUCCUGAAGGAGGUGAUUCCAGGCGUGAUCGUGGAGACCCUGGACCUGGCAUUGGAGACCUUCCAGAAGAGCCUGCGCAACCAGAAGAUGCUGCCUCUGCUCUCACAGCGCCGCUUCGUGCUCCUGCACAACGAGCGUUCCGGCUCUCCUCCCUGCCACAGUGGAGCCGUUCACCUGGCCAUGCAGAGCUCACAGAGUGGCCUGAGGCCUCUGUGACACGCUUCCUUUUCCUGCUGCCUCCAUAAUCCCAGGCCCUAAGUGGGUGCAAUGUGAAGAGAAGUGCACCUUAGCAGAACAGCUUGCCUUGUCCUAACUGAGCCUCCUCCCGGGGCUCCCCAAAAGGCCUAUUUGUUGCUCUGGGGUCCCUGGCACCCCCUGAGAGCCCAAGUGUCAAUAAAUGAAGUUUCCCAAGAA